AUGACACCUCCCAUGCCGGCCAAGGCCAGUAGAUGGAACGCGAAGACAGUACAGGCGGCCGACAGCAAAUGCGCAGGCAAGAGCGCUGGCAUGAAGCGAGCCAUUUGCAAUAGCAGCUUCGAGCCCCCAAACAAACGUCGAAAGGCCCAGGCAGCUGCCAUAGAAGACACGAUCAUUCCCGAAGCAGACAAGGUGUCAAACGCGACAUGGGUGGUAGAUCCAGAUCAGGUGUUCAGGUUCCUCGACCUGCCAGGAGAGCUACGCAAUCGAAUCUACGGAAUAGCGAUCGAAUGGAGCUUCCGCUGCUUCCCUAUGACCCAUGAAAAGCCAAAGAGAUCCAGACGCGGAAAAGCAGUCGAGGAGAAAGCAGCUCCCAUCACCCAAGCGAAACCCCUUCCCUACAUCGGCUUGACGCAAGUCUGUUCUCUGAUCCGUACUGAGUUCCGUCCUUUGUGGCUGUCUACUCAUCGCUUCCCACUCUUCGCACUAGAAGGAUACUUCAAAGCGUUCUUUCCAGUGUUACGCGGAGGUUCCCGAUUGAACGAAGACGUUCGGAAACGGAUCAAGAGCUAUUCCAAAACGACUGGUACCCUGCGUCUCUGGAUCAGAAUGGACUGUUUGAAACACAUUGAUGUCCUCCCACUUCUCAAGUUUAGGCACCGGUUACCCGAUUACAUAAUAAUGCCCGAAGCUGCCCAAUCCAAUGUUGAAAAGCUCACCAUUAACUCAUUCACGGCUCUCAUGAAUACCGACAACGCGACCUGGGUCAGUUACAUAAAACAACACCGCGUUACGCAGGUUAAGUUGCAAAUUAGCCGCUACGAGGUCCGACCCUCCAACUUGCCCAUGCGUAUUGUUCUCAAAGAGAAGUACGCGCUCGACUGGAUGGGAUCAGGCUUCGUUCGCCUGCCCCAUGUUGUGGAAGAGUACAAGGGAUUUCUGGGGCUCGACCCAAGUUGGGGUGUUACUUUUGCCGUAGACUACUCGUGA
Molecule: messenger RNA, 990 nt
Organism: Alternaria rosae
Lineage: Eukaryota; Fungi; Ascomycota; Dothideomycetes; Pleosporales; Pleosporaceae
Exons: 3
Coding region: 1-990 (329 amino acids)
Molecular function (GO): protein binding
Source: RefSeq, a predicted model, not a curated record